UCCAUUGAGCACAAAUUGUUUGUUGCAUCACUGAAUAAGCAGGCAACUGCAAAGGAGAUUGAAGAGGUUUUUUCUCCUUUUGGUCAUGUGGAAGAUGUUUACAUUAUGAAAGAUGGCAUGAGGCGGAGCCGAGGUUGUGGCUUUGUAGAAUUCUCAUCAAAAGAAGCUGCACUUGCAGCCAUGAAUUCUCUUGGUGGGACUUACAUAAUGAAGGGGUGCGAACAACCAUUAACAGUUCAAUUUGCUGAUCCUAAGCGGCCUAGACCUGGAGAAUCAAGGGGUGGCCCUGCAUUUGGUGGUCCUGGUGUCAGUCCUCCAUCUGAUGUACUUGUUAUCAGGCCGACUGCCAAUCUUGAUAAGCCAGGAGGUCGACAUAUGCCUCCCGACACUUGGCACCCUGCAAGCCUAAGCUCAGUGGCACCUCAUCAGUUUAACUACUUCAGCAAUCCUAUGGGCCUAAUGGCUGGCACUGUUAUAGCAGCAGCAUAUAAUGGUGCUUUUCGACCUCAGAUGUUUCCUGGGAAUGGUCAGACAGCUGUGCCGAUGUCAUCUCAUAUGGGCAUAAAUCCUUAUUCGCUACAAGCGCAUCAUCUAGGGUGGCAGCAGAUCCCGGCCUUGCAAAAGCCACCUGGGCCACCGCAUAAUUUCCCUGUACAAAUGCAGAAUCAGCAGGGGCAGCAUUCCUUGGGGCCUGGCGCUCUACAGGCGCUUUUGGCUGUACACUCCAAUCCCAUGCAACCUGUUCCUGGACAACAGCAACUUCCGUCCAAUAUGACACCACAAAUGCUGCAACAACCCAUCCAGCAGAUGCCAUCACAAGCACUGCAAUUGCUACUCCAGCAGCAAUCAGCUUUGCAGUCCAAUUAUCAGUCUUCACAGCAGCCGAUUUUUCAGCUUCAGCAUAAGCUUGGCGUGCAAGAGGGAAAGCUUGACACGAGAGCAAAACAGUUUGGUGAGCAAGAGGGCAAGAUUGACAUGAGAGCAAAACAGCUUGGCGAGCAAGAGGGCAAGCUUGACGCAAGAGCAAAAAAGCUUGGCGAGCAAGAGGGCAAGCUUGACGCUAGAGAAAAACAGCUUUCUGAGCAAGAGUGCGAGCUUGACGCAAGAGCGAAACAGGUUGUGGAGCAAAAGUGCAAGGUUGAUGCGAGACCAAAACAGCUUGGCGAGGAAGAGGGCGACAUGCAAGCAAUGGAGUCGCUCAUGAAGGCAUUGGUUACAAAGGAAAGAGAAAGUAAUGACGAGCUGCAAAGUACUCGGAAGAUGCUCAUAGAGGCUUUCCAGAAAUUGACAAAUGGUCGGUCACAUAUAGGUGUCAAAAGAAUGGGCGAACUUGACCCUAAAACGUUUGCGAAUGCUUGCAGAUCAAAUGUACCACAUGAGGAUGCCCAAUUUAACUCUGCUAUUCUUUGUUCAAAAUGGCAAGCGGAAAUUGCAAACUCAGAGUGGCAUCCUUUUAGGAUAGUCACAGUUGAUGGUAAACUGAAGGAAAUUCUCUUGGAGGACGAUAAGAAGCUCCGCGAAUUGAAAGAAGAGCAAGGUGAGGAGAUCUACGGCUUGGUGACAAAGGCUCUGCGUGAAAUCAACGAGUACAACCCCAGCGGACGCUACAUCGAAACGGUGCUGUGGAAUUAUAAGGAAGAUCGAAAAGCGACGCUGCAGGAAGCCAUCCAGUUCGUCCUCAAACAGUGGCAGUCACACAAGAGAAAGCGCUGAUCUGCAGGCUGGGGCGCCCUUAUUUUGCUUUCACAAAACCUGUAUGUAGUCUAACUCAACUUGAUGCAACCAUAGCUGGUCCCAGUGGAUUAGCUGAGAGGUCUGUAGUUGCUCCCUGGUUCCUGAUGAUCAUGGAACUAGAUUGAUCGAAUUUUGUUUUCUACUAUCUGGAUAGAGUUUAGCUAGAUGCUCCUGUUGUAUAGCCUUGGCAUUUAUGGAUGCUGCUACA
Messenger RNA from Lolium rigidum, 1942 nucleotides. Its product is annotated as flowering time control protein FCA-like. The record is from RefSeq and is a predicted model, not a curated record. Gene Ontology annotation, biological process: gene silencing by siRNA-directed DNA methylation. The coding region runs from base 106 to 1713 and encodes 535 amino acids. The transcript is spliced from 11 exons. Gene Ontology annotation, molecular function: RNA binding. NCBI's taxonomy places the organism in Eukaryota, Viridiplantae, Streptophyta, Magnoliopsida, Poales, Poaceae.